Molecule: messenger RNA, 3457 nt
Organism: Lathyrus oleraceus (garden pea)
Lineage: Eukaryota; Viridiplantae; Streptophyta; Magnoliopsida; Fabales; Fabaceae
Product: ATP synthase subunit a, chloroplastic
Exons: 1
Coding region: 8-751 (247 amino acids)
Biological process (GO): proton motive force-driven ATP synthesis
Molecular function (GO): proton transmembrane transporter activity
Source: RefSeq, a predicted model, not a curated record
GGGCAAUAUGAAUGUUCUAUUUUGUUACAUCAACACAUUAAACAUAUUCUAUGAUAUAUCGGUUGUGGAAGUAGGUCAACAUUUCUAUUGGCAAAUAGGGGAUUUUCAAGUGCAUGCUCAAGUACUUAUUACCUCUUGGGUUGUAAUUGCUAUCUUAUUAAUUUCAACCAUUCUAGUUGUUAGAAAUCCGCAAACUAUUCCCACAUCUGGUCAGAAUUUCUUUGAAUAUGUCCUUGAAUUCAUUCGAGACGUGAGCAAAACUCAGAUUGGAGAAGAAUAUGGUUCAUGGGUUCCGUUUAUUGGAACUCUGUUUCUAUUUAUUUUUGUUUCGAAUUGGUCAGGGGCCCUUUUGCCUUGGAAAAUUAUAAAGUUUCCUCAUGGAGAGUUAGCUGCACCCACAAAUGAUAUAAAUACUACUGUUGCAUUAGCUUUACUUAUGUCAGUAGCCUAUUUCUAUGCGGGUAUUUCAAAAAAAGGAUUGGCCUAUUUUGGUAAAUACAUCCAACCAACGCCAAUCCUUUUACCGAUUAACAUCUUAGAAGAUUUCACAAAACCCUUAUCACUUAGUUUUCGACUUUUCGGAAAUAUAUUAGCGGAUGAAUUAGUAGUUGUUGUUCUUGUUUCGUUAGUACCUUUAGUAGUUCCUAUCCCUAUUAUGUUCCUUGGAUUAUUUACAAGCGGUAUUCAAGCUCUUAUUUUCGCUACUUUAGCUGCGGCGUAUAUAGGUGAAUCCAUGGAAGGGCAUCAUUGACUAGUUAUGAAAAUAGGAUUUUAGACCGCGACAAAGUAUGUAUGGCUCGCGAUAAUCUACUUAAGGAACAAAAAGAUAAAAAUCCAAAGAAAUUUGGAAAAGUUUUCAUAACAAUCAAAAAGUAUAAAUAAAAUAAAAAACAAUUACCAGGGAAUUAAACAAAAAAUAGAGAUUCAAUUCAAAAAAGGGUGAGGGGGUCGAACUAGGCGUAUAUAUAAUCUAAUCGUUAUAAGACAGCUGGGGGAUUUCCAAGAAUGAUUCUCGAAUACGAUUGAAUCGAAGAUACAACGAAUUGGUUUACGGUAUGGAACAAACACAUGUAUAUGUCAUAGUAGAUAUUCAUUAGUUAUAGAUGACUAUCUAUCUAAAUUUGUCUUGCUACUACUCUAAAUUUAGGUAGGGAUUCAAAAAAAAGACCACUUCCAUCUCUUGUAAUUGUGAAUUGAAUAUAAAAUGAAAUCAAAGAAAAAGGAAGGUUUAAAAUAAAUGUAAGAUAAGACCAAAAAUUGUCUGUAUUCACAAAAAACUACAAGGGUAGAAACGAAAAGAGUAAAUAUCGAAAUAAUUGAGAUAAUUCAAUCAAAAUUAUUCCGUUUGAAAUUUUGAAUUACACUUCGACUAGAGAAAGAUAACUAGGAAGAAUGAAAUAAUUAAGUCAUAUAUUUUUUGUUGAUUAUAUUAUUAACUAUUUCUUAAUUUUAUUUGGAAUAGGAGAAACUUAUCAUGAAUCCACUGAUUGCUGAUGCUUCUGUUAUCGCUGCUGGGUUGGCCGUCGGGCUUGCUUCUAUUGGACCUGGAGUUGGUCAAGGCACAGCUGCAGGGCAAGCUGUAGAGGGGAUUGCGAGACAACCGGAAGCAGAGGACAAAAUACGGGGUACUUUAUUACUUAGUUUGGCUUUUAUGGAAGCUUUAACUAUUUAUGGGCUGGUUGUAGCAUUAGCGCUUUUAUUUGCCAAUCCUUUUGUUUAAUAUUUAUAAAAAAAUACAUAUUGUUUUUUUUUCAUGGAUUUUCGUUGCUGCUCUUGCUAAUUCGAUUUCGAUUUGACUCCUACAAUUUUUUUUUCAUUCAGAUUAACAUAUGGAUUUGCCUUCUUCCGUCCCUUUCUUUAGUCCAAUGACCCCCUUUUUUAUUUAGAAAGUGUUGAAAACAACUAAGUAUUUACUUCUAAGAAUUAUAAUUCUUAUAGGGAAUCUUUCAAUUGACUAACCAAUUCAAAAUAUAGAAUAGUCUUCUUAGUAUAUUUUUAUUCUUACUACUAUUCAUUAUUAGUAAGAAUAAAAAUAGAAUAAGUCGAUAUAUUCAUAUUCAAUAAUUCGAUUAUAGAAUAAACUAUCAUAUACAAAAACGAAUAAAAAAAACUUGGAAUCGUAGAAAGAAAAUUAGUCUAUCCAUAAGAGGAGAUGCGAUCAUAUGCAAAAUAUAACCGACGGAAGUUUCGGGUUUGAUACCGAUAUUUUAGCAACAAAUCUAAUAAAUCUAAGUGCAGUGCUAGGUGUAUUGAUUUUUUUUGGAAAGGGAGUGUGUGCGAGUUGUUUAUUUCAAAGAAUAGAUUGGAUCCACCCAACUGCACUUUUUUUGUUAUAACUAGAAAAAUGUGCAUGAUCCGGCGAAUGACUUAUUACUAAAUAACGAAAAAAGUAGUUAAGAACCAUAGCAUUUCGCGAUUCAUUGGUAAAUCUACUUUGAUUCUCUAUCAACCAAGAAUUUUGGAACAUUACUAUGGUUAAAGCUAACGAGUUUGAAGUUUCGACGCAGUCUAGUAUUCUUUCUACCACUAUGUUAAUAGGGAAAUUAGAAUUUUUUUCGAUAUAGAACACUCAUGUCGAUAAAAUCACUUGAAUUCUCUUUAUGAUGAAAAAUAGGAAAAAAGGUGUUUUGUUUAACGCCUCCGUUUCUACUUUUCUACAAUGCGAAAUUGAUGACCUACGUAUAAAUUAAUAAGAAUUCUUUGGAUUUCAAGAAAAAAAACAACUUUGCUGACAAUUUUUGUUUGGUCAGAAGAGUCCUCCCAAUAUUUGGGUCUUGUAUUGAUAAUCAUUUUCAAUAUUUUUAGAAAUAGAGAAAAGAGGAUAGGCUCAUUCCAUAAUAAAUAUGGGGAAAUUUCCUAUAAGGAAUUGAGUGUGAGAGCCAAAUGAAUUGAAAGAUUCAUGUUUGGUUCGGGAAGAGAUCAUAGACAUUUUGAAAUGAAUGGAAAGAGAAUCUACUUUCAUUAAGUGAUUUAUUAGAUAAUCGAAAACAGAGAUUCUUGAGAACUAUUCGAAAUUCAGAAGAACUCCGGGAAACAGCCAUUAAACAGCUGGAAAAAGCCCGGGCCCGUUUAAGGAAAGUAGAAAUGGAAGCAGAUCGGUUUCGAGUGAAUGGUUAUGCCGAGAUAGAACGAGAAAAAUUGAAUUUAAUUAAUUCAAUUUAUACAAGUUUGGAACAAUUCGAAAAUGACAAAAAUAAAACCAUUCAUUUUGAACAACAAAGGGCGAUUAAUCAAGUCCAACAAAGUGUUUUACAACAAGCAUUACAAGGAGCUCUGAGAACUCUUAAUAGUUGCUUAAACAACGAGUUACAUUUACGUACGAUCGGUGCUACUAUUGGUAUGUUUGGGUCGAUGAAAGCAAAAAAUAACUGAUUAGUUGUUCUACUAUAGAACUGAUUAGUUGUUCUACUAUAAUAGAGAGUAUAGGGAAGACUUAUUUUUGUUUUUCUUCGAAAAA